This is a messenger RNA of Leishmania mexicana MHOM/GT/2001/U1103, 2259 nucleotides long. RefSeq lists its product as hypothetical. The record is from RefSeq and is a predicted model, not a curated record. Lineage: Eukaryota; Euglenozoa; Kinetoplastea; Trypanosomatida; Trypanosomatidae. The transcript has a single exon. The coding region runs from base 1 to 2259 and encodes 752 amino acids.
AUGAUCAUCGGUGCACCGGCAAAGGGAUGGGCAACGGAGAGUGUUCCUGAGCUACUCGCAUCCCCACAGACAGACCUUGCUGCGGUGUUGUUGUCAGACGCCGUUACGGACUACCUGCACAGCAUUCAGUCUGUCGGGACCGCCCGUGCGAAUCGACGCGGGUGCGACGGCUCCGACAGGAACGAGGACGGCAGCUCUGACAGCAUCCCAAGCGCUGUGCGUGUUGUUCUUCAAUACAUUGUACGGCAUGCUGAUACGCUGUUUUCGCUGCUUCACGGAAAGGCACAGAUAGAGAAUGGCCCUGUGGGCUCGAAACACCACCCGGAAGGCUCCUUCCUGACGGUCUGCAGCCCGCCAGGAGAGGCCGAGGCAUCGACGGGAGUCGUAGAGAUACAACACCCAUCCCAGGGGAAUCACGCCAACGGUGCACCGACAGCAGCCGUCUCCGUCAUCGGCGAUGCUGACGAGGAUCAGGAGCGGCGGUGCCUCGCGAACUUGACGGAGCUGCUCUCCUUCUGUAUUACCCACUCCCAGGAGCAAUCGGAAGUCGACGCGGUCGUGGCGGCCUGCAUCGAAGCGCUGAGUGGGGAGAAGAUGCUGCUGUCGCAGCGCACGUUUGCCGUGCAGCGUCUCCUGCUAGAAGCCUUCGAUAGUGACUUCGAGGCGACCACACAGGCCAUCGCCGACACCCUCACGCAUUCGACCAUCAAGGGUGUGGUGGAGAACCUUGCGAGCAACUCCAUUGUCGCCGAAACCCUCAUUGCGCUCUUUGGAUCAGCGCUGUCCGCGGUGUGGAUGGUGAAGCCAACAACCAAGACGGCGCUCUUCACGUCGCAAUGGAUUCGACUUGACUUCCCGACGACGCUCUGCGCCUACCUCCCUGUUGCCAUCCAAGACCCCGGGAUGUACCACUACUUUUACUUCUUCAAGGAACUACUCAAGCGCGGAUACAGCCACAGCGCUGGGCCGAUCGUGGAUGUGCUCCUCAGCGAGCCGCUUGUCUCGGACUACGUUGAGCGCAUCUUAAGCUGCUGCGAGCAGGACGUGGAGAGGUCGGCGCUCUUGACGCCAGAGGGGGCCGCAGCGCCGCCUGUGUCGCUGGCGGCGGAUGGGGUGGAGGUGCUCGUCUCGAUUAUUGGCCUCGUGCGCAAGUCACUGGUGCUGCCCGAGACGAGGUACAUGUACGAAACGGCCACAAGGUACAUUACGCCGGUGGCGGUGCUUCAGGCACAGGCGCCACGCGUGACGGCGCUCCUUGCUCCCACUGCACAGGAAAAGGCUGAGCUGGACGCCUACGCGCCAUCUGCGGAUGUGUUGUCACGCGUCCUCUCUGCGGUCGCUCCGGCCGGGACGUAUGGUCUGGGCCCGCUCCGGCUUGCGGUCUGUGAGUUGUUCGUGGAGCUCGCCCUCUUCCAGCUGGCCAGCACCGACAACACCCUCAUCACAAGCGGCUUUUUCCCUGCACUCAUCGGCUGCUGCGAGCGCUUUCCGCAGCACGACGCGCUGGCCAGAACUCUGCACCGCUGCAUCCUGACCAUCUUUCAGCGGGCAACGCUCGUUGGCGAAAGUCUAAGCGCUGCGGCCGAGCGAGAUUGCCUGUGGAGGUACCUGGUGAAGGCAGACACUGUUGUCCUGCGGUGUGGCGCGGUCGAAUCUGUCCUUGGCGCGCUGACGCGCCUCGCACAGAUCCCGAAUACGUCCCUGUCGAGCCUCUGCAUCGAUGCACUGACAAACCUGUCCUCGCUGCCACUUUUUCAGUCCGCCGCUGGCGGCCCAUUUGAGAAACACCUGGAGGUCUUCAAGGCGUGCGACGCUAUCCAAGAACGCGUGCGCCACAUGGACACCCCGAUCACGGGUGAGCACUUUAGGGAGCGCGGCUCAACCGGGCUACCGCAUACGGUACACCGGGAUACCAUCAACCUCGCAGGCGAUCGCUUCCACGGCCCGAAGGCGGGCGGCAUCUCUCGCGGCUCACGCCUUUCCGGGUUUUCAAGCAAGUUCACAAAAGGUUCGUAUGUAGUUGUGCGGCGCAGCGCCGAUGACGACCGACCACCGCGCCCAGCGCAGGACGCAGUAGUAGACAUCGAGGCCCUGAAAGAGGAGGUGCACACCCUGCAACAGGGCGGCUCCCCGGCCCUGCAGUCGUACCCCAGCUUUAGCAACGUGAACUUCAAUUUCAUUUCCUUCUCGGCGGAAGGUGACACAGACAGGGAUCAGAACGACGCUGCGACGUCAUCAUCAGAAGCGCCUCGAGAUUGA